Messenger RNA from Anthostomella pinea, 981 nucleotides. The record is from the annotation of a GenBank genome assembly. NCBI's taxonomy places the organism in Eukaryota, Fungi, Ascomycota, Sordariomycetes, Xylariales, Xylariaceae.
AUGAAGCUGAGCGGAACGCGCGAGGCCAGCCAUGCCUACAGCUGGUACGAUGGAGACCGCGAUGUGCUCUCUGCGAAGCUCGAUAGCUUCCUAGAUGACGUUCCAAGCUCCAUCAACAACAGCAACCUUCCAAUACCCGGCGCCAAGGUUGUUAUUGCGCCGCACGCCGGCUACACAUACUCUGGACCUUGUGCCGCCUGGGCUUACAAGUGUCUCGACCUGAGCAAAGCCAAGCGAAUCUUUGUUCUUGGUCCCUCACAUACAUACUAUCUCCCUGGAUGCGCCCUUACCAAGUUCGCCAAAUACGCGACGCCCUUCGGUGACCUGACCGUCGACGCGGCCAUAGUACAAGAGCUGCGGGACACGGGCAAGUUCCAGGACAUCUCGAGCCGCAACGACGUCGACGAGCACUCGUUGGAGAUGCACCUGCCCUACAUCUACAAGCGAUUGAUGCAGACCUUCGAGUCGUCGAACGAGUACCCCACCAUCGUGCCCAUCCUCAUCGGCAACAACGAUGGACAGGAGGAGAAGGAGUUCGGCGAGCUGCUGGCGCCCUACCUGAAAGACCCGGAUAACGCCUUCGUCAUCAGCUCCGACUUCUGCCACUGGGGCUCGAGGUUCAGCUACACCGCCUACGCGCCCGAGGGCAAUGUCAAGCAGCUGCAGUCUCUGACGCGGAGAUCCACUACGCCCACGAAUCCGCCCAUCCACGAGAGCAUCAAGCAGGUCGACCAGCUGGCUAUAGACGCCAUUGCAUCGGGCAACCACAAUGCCUUUGUCGACAAUCUGCAGCACACGAAUAACACGGUUUGUGGACGACAUCCCAUCGGUGUAAUGAUGGCUGCUUUGGAGGUACUGGCGAGAGAUGGUGCUGAGGAGGGCAAGUUUCGGUUCAAGUUCGUGCAGUACCAGCGGAGCAGCCUGGUAGAGGACUAUAGUGACUCGAGUGUGAGCUAUGCGUCGGCAUAUGCUAUCGUCUGA